CAUUCAAAUAGAGCGCUGAACGCUGCUGUGGGUUCAGAUCAAAUACUGUUACAGGAGAAACUCCAUCUGUUACAGCUCUCUCUCUCUCUCUCUCUCUCUCUCUGUCUCUCUGUGUGUGCGCGUUGAGUUUUCUUAAGUUUCCAUCAUCAUGAGGAGAAAAACCUGCUGUGUGUACACCACUGGAGUUAUCAGCGCUCUUCUCCUCAUCGCUGGAAUCACUCUCUUCAUGUCCGGUGUCCUGCAGACCAUGAUACACAAGAAAAUCAAAGGGGAGAUGACUCUGACAGAGGGCAAAAAAAUCUUUGCGAGCUGGAAGAAUCCCCCUCCUCCAAUUUACCUGCAGUUCUUCUUCUUCAACAUCACCAAUCCAGACGCCUUCCAGAAAGGAGAAGCUAAACCUCGCGUGACUGAAAUGGGCCCGUACACCUUCAGACAGUACAGACCCAAACGCAACGUGACUUUCCUGGACAAUGGAACGAAAGUUUCAGCUUACACAGAAAAGAGAUUUGUGUUUCUCCAGGAGAAAUCUGUGGGAGAUCCUGAUUUUGACAUGGUGACCACAGUGAACAUCCCAGCUGUGGCAGUGAUGAAUAAGAUCAAAGGUGCAGGAUUUUGGGUUUCCUCCGGCUUCUCCAUGUAUAUGAACACUAUCGGCACGACCAUGUUCAUGACACACACGGUGAAUGAACUUCUGUGGGGUUUUAAAGAUCCGCUGCUCAGUCGACUCAAAAGCAUCAGACCAGAGGUGGACGAACACUUCGGUCUUCUGCUCAACAAAAACGGCAGUGAUGAUGGAGAGUUUGUGUAUCACACCGGAGAGCAGAACUAUCUUGACUUCGGCCGUAUUUACACCUGGAAGGGACAAAAGAUGUUGUCGUUCUGGAAAACCAAUCAGAGUAACAUGAUCAACGGCUCAGAUGGAAGUGCCUUUCAUCCGUUUCUGGAGAAAACUGAGCGUCUGAACGUCUUCACGGCCGACCUGUGCAGGUCCAUUCACAUGCGCUUUGAGAAGGAGGUGGAGGUGAAAGGAAUCCCUGCGUAUCGCUUCACGCCACCCCGCGCCGCUCUGGCCAGCGGGAAAAACAACCCAGAAAAUGAAGGAUUCUGUAUGACGCCCGGCAAAUGUAUGGAUGACGGUGUGGUGGACGUCUCUACCUGUCGUCAAGGAGCUCCUGUGGUCGUGUCCUUCGCUCACUUUCACCUGGGUGAUAAGAAAUACGCAGACGCCAUAGACGGCAUUUCUCCGGUUCAUGAGCUUCAUCAGACCUUUCUGGAUCUGAACCCUACGAUGGGCGCGCCCGUGCGUGCAAUGAAGAGAGCUCAGAUAAACGUUCGUCUGGAGAGAAUAUCCGGCUUUCCUUUAACCAGGAAUCUAAACAACACCAUCUUUCCCAUCGCGUUCAUGAACGAGUCUGUGCUGAUCGAUGACGUGUCGGCCGCCAGGAUUCAGAAGCUCUUGUUGAUCGUGACUCUGGUCUCUUACUUUCCUCUUCUUCUGGUGGCUCUGGGAGUCCUUCUGCUCCUCAUCACCAUCGUCCUCCUCGUGCGAUUCAGACAGAAUGAGUCCAAAUCUGUAAAGAAAAACACGUCGUACACACCUGUGAGCGGCAAAACAGAUGAUCCGGAGGAGAAGAACGGAACUUACAUCGGAUUGACACCGGUGGAUCUACAGAAGUCUUAAACCAGACCGUGUGUGUGUGUGUGUGUGUGUGUGCGCGCGCGUGUGUGAGCGUGAUUGUGUAAAUGGGUGUGUGUAAAUGGGUGUGUGUGCGUGCGAGUGUGUGUGUAUGAGUAGUCCCUCGUCUCUGUAAGAGAUGUUUUCAACAUUAAAGCACCAAGCUAUAAAUCACAGAACAUUCAUUCAUUCACUCAUUACUGAAGAGAUUCAUGAAUGUGUGUGUCGGGUGAUGAACAUCUCAAUAGUUCAGAAUCGCUUCAUGAGACACGACGAGCUUGAUGAAGUUGGCGGAUCAUUUAGUUUUUCAAAGCUUAGAUUUUACGUUCAUUGAGACAGACAGACAGUAUUGGAUCUGUAUGAAGAUCCCGUGUGCGACUGAAGCAGCUCAGACUGAAUGUUUUACUACACAAACAACACCCACAAUACUCAACUGAAAAUGUAGUUAUUUGGGAUUUGUUGACUUCUUCAAAUACAGUUUUUCCUGUAGGAAAAUAUAUCUGAAUUUAGUCUUUAGCCAUUCAAUUUGACUCUGUUUCUCCUCAGACAUUUCACAACGUUUCUUUUUAAAUGCUAGUUUGUUUUUAUUUGCUUUGAAAUGAUCUGUUAGUAUUAUUCGACAGGAUUUCAUCAAGACUGUUAUUGUUAAUGAAGUGAUAUUUCAAUUGUUUUCAAGUUUUAAUCUGUAUAUUUUCGGUAUGUGUAAGGAGCAGAUCAAGUUUUUGAAUGUUUUUUUUUUGCUUUUCACUAGAUGCUUUGAUUAAGAACCAUAAUAAUUAAUGAACUCACAUCAUAACCUCACAACAAUGCCACUUACAUAUAUGAAGGAUUAUUAUCAUAUUGCAUUCAAUUACACAAUAUAUUAUUGAAUUGUGUAGUUACACAGUUAACAUGGUUUCUCUGAUUGUCACUGAUUUUUGUUUGUUUUUGUCGAAGUGACUUUUUUGUUUGUUGAUCUUGUUGUCCUGAUGUGCCAAACACAUGUUCUAUAAAAACAGUUUAGCUUUAACAGAUGCUGGUGACAUCAUUGAGUUUGAUUUACUUACACAUUAAUGUCAAAACAUACUCUACUGAAGCGUUCACAGAGCAAUAACAGGGAUUUGUCACAUCUGAGCCUGACAUCAAACACACAAUCUGUUUGUGAAUCAUGUGCUACAGUGUGAAUGUAAUGUGAGUUUUGCUUCUGCACUAUUUCAGGUCUUCGCUAAUUUCAGAUUUGCCUUAUAAAAUUUAAACCUCUAUAAGUGGCCUUUCAUUUCAGACAGCAUUUAACACAAUCCUUCCGGCUGUUAGAUUUCUAUAUUUCUAGAUAUAUUGAGACUGCACAAAUAAUUGUACAGUUUUGUAUAUAAAUGAAACUUGAUUUCCUGUGGAUAUAUAAGAAAAUGCAAUAAAAACACUUUGGUAAAGACA
Triplophysa dalaica is the source of this 3088-nucleotide messenger RNA. RefSeq names its product scavenger receptor class B, member 2b (gene scarb2b). Lineage: Eukaryota; Metazoa; Chordata; Actinopteri; Cypriniformes; Nemacheilidae. Gene Ontology annotation, biological process: protein targeting to lysosome; receptor-mediated endocytosis. Gene Ontology annotation, cellular component: membrane; lysosome; cytoplasm. Gene Ontology annotation, molecular function: scavenger receptor activity. The transcript has 12 exons. The record is from RefSeq and is a predicted model, not a curated record. The coding region runs from base 149 to 1681 and encodes 510 amino acids.